AAAAUACAAAGGAUAUUCUCGUGAUAUAUGAACAAGAAGCAGAAGAGUGGGCUCUGUAUUUAAAAUCUCUUUUUGGACACAUAGUAAACAGAGGAGGAAUCUUACUCUGCAAUCUGGAGACUUCAUCUUUCAAGCACCAAGAGCUAUUCUCUUUACUCUGUUAUAAAUGUAAACUCCUGAUACUUUCAUGUGGACUUCUUAACUGCUUGAAUCGAAAGAGAAGUUAUUUUCUGGAGGAAGUUCUAAAACCUCCAGAUACUGUGGUGAUUCUGCUUUGUGGAGUGGAGAAUUCGGAGAUUCUUUAUGAGAAACUGACCUUAGAUGGAGGCAGCAAAGAGAUUUCCACUGAUCAGGAACCUGAGGAGUAUCUUUCUGUUAUUACUGGAAUUAUUCAACCAGGUAAGCCACAGAAUGAAAAUCCUGGUGACUCUUUGUCUUACAUCUAUGAAGCAGUUUUUGCAGACGAUCACCAGCCUAGCUCUGAUGUUAACUUGUCAGAUGUCAGGGGAGCAUCAGAAAAAGCAGACCUCAGUUUUAAAACAGAGGUACUUUCUGAAACGAAUGAGCAGUCGAUACUGGUGCUUCCAGGAAGAAUGUCAUGCGAGAACCCUGGUGAAAUAUUCAUUCUGUUGAAAGAUGAAAUAGAUGAUGAAACUUUAGAAAUUGAAUUCAUAGCAGACAAACAACGAAUUAGGACACAGCCAGCCUCUUGGAGUAAGAAUGUGAAGUACUUGAAAGCUUUAGAUUUUCCUGCUGGCCCUGUAUAUGUAAAUGUCUACUGUGGGGGAGUCAUUAAGACCACAGCGCAGAUUGAGUACUAUACUGCACUAGAGGAGAUUGAGCAUGUGUUUAAGAAAGUGGCUGACCCAAUAGCUUUCACGUGUCGGGCUUUUAAAUUUUCUUCUGUAGAGAAGCUGGAUAACAUUCUGACUUUGUUAUUGAAAAGCAAAAUAUCUACUUAUGAAUUCAGCGCAUUCCAAAGUGAAGAAGAACACCAUCAACAAGCUA
Mesitornis unicolor (brown roatelo) is the source of this 1008-nucleotide messenger RNA. Its product is annotated as B-cell scaffold protein with ankyrin repeats-like. The record is from RefSeq and is a predicted model, not a curated record. The transcript has 6 exons. Gene Ontology annotation, biological process: B cell activation; negative regulation of B cell activation; negative regulation of phosphatidylinositol 3-kinase/protein kinase B signal transduction. The annotation marks the transcript as partial. Gene Ontology annotation, molecular function: protein tyrosine kinase binding; signaling receptor binding. NCBI's taxonomy places the organism in Eukaryota, Metazoa, Chordata, Aves, Mesitornithiformes, Mesitornithidae.